Molecule: messenger RNA, 2579 nt
Organism: Cherax quadricarinatus
Lineage: Eukaryota; Metazoa; Arthropoda; Malacostraca; Decapoda; Parastacidae
Source: RefSeq, a predicted model, not a curated record
GUCAAAUGACACAUGAAGGUCAGCACUGGCAUGCCACAGAGGAGUGUUUCUGCUGCCACACAUGCCGUGCCUCCUUACUGGGCCGACCCUUCCUCCCAAGAAGAGGAGCCAUCUUCUGCUCAAUUGCUUGUAGCAAGGGUGAACCUCCAACACCUUCAGACAGCAAUGCCAACACGCCCGUGGGUUCUCAGGCUCCACUGCAACAGCCCAAACAAUCUAAUGGUCUAGAACGACGACAUUCAUUGUCAUAUGAUGCCUCAGACUCUACUCUGACAUCACCUCCAGCCACCAGGCCUCCCACUAAGAGCGUCAGUCAUGACUCGACAUCUGAUCAGAGUGAUGCUACUUCUCCUUUGCCAGGACGCAAGGGAAUUAAAUCACCUUUGCCAGACAUACAAGUGGUAUCCAAAUCACCCAAAAUGCGACGACGGGCCUUAGCUACUUCACCACUGGUAGAGAACCCAGGUGAAAGCUCUGAAGCAACCAGUCCUCGAUCACCUCUCCUCAGCAGAAAGCCGUCCAGUGCUACAGGUUCUCAGCCCCGCAUUUCCAGGGAAAGCUCAUUUCAGAUUCGUGAUUUGCAAAGACCACGAAAUACUCCUGCACUUUCCAGAGAAGCUUCCAUGUCAGGCAUCCAUGGUAUAACUCACCCAAAUGCUCAUGUAUCUGCACCUUAUGUGUCUAGUCCACGCUCUCCUAUGUCUGGAACAUCAGUGGAGAAUCCUGUACAUCGACCGGGUGAAAAUAUUCCAUCUCCUGCAUCGCCACGAUCACCUCGAUCCCCACGGUUACAAUGUGCACAGUCUUCAAGACAUGAGUCACUCAGACACCCUCUGGACUCUCCUCACUGUACAUCAGAAAUUGGGUCCUCUCGUGUCCCUUCAGAAUUAGGUGGCUCACGAGCUGCUUCAGACAUAGGGUCACCGAGGCCCAGCCAUCGUUCUGUGGUAGCUGUGAGCAGUGAGGAAAUAAGAGGGCAGACACAGGCUAAUCCUCUCAUGCGUUCACCCAAGAUGGGUCGCAAGGCCUUACAGCUUCAGCAGUCUCCAAAAAUGGGACGGCGUGCUUUGGAAUUCAGAGGAACAGAUGGAAGCACUGUGUCUUCAUCUUGUCAGACAAGCCCUCACUCUCCCCCAUCCCAGAAGCAUCCCCUCACUUCCACACCAACAGGCGAGGCUGGAGAGAGUUUGCCUGCUGAGGUGGUAGUGCAACGUGGAGUUGAGCUUGUUGGAGCGGGAUUGGAUCGUCUCGUGCUAGAACGAUCUCUGGGUCGCAUUCUUGCAGAACAAGGUAUCAAUCUCUUGCGAGAAGUAGCAGCAACAAGUGCUCCUGGCACACUGGAGUCUCUCCUACAGAACUCUGAUGUAUUAUCUAAUGCUGCUCGUCGACAACCAUUGGAUCUUUCAGCAUUAUCUGAUCUGAAUUUAGAAGCUCUGUUGGCAUCCGAGGAGGCCACAAGGGGGCGUGCUUCACCAGCACAUGCUUCCAUGCCUGAUCUGAGCCAGCAUGGUGAAUCGUCUGCAUCCACAUCACCAACAAACACCCCAACACCAGGAGCUCCUAGGAAAAGCUCUCUCUCUUCACGUCAAAAAGACAGGCAUAACCGUUCAGUGAGAUUUGAUCCAGCCCAAGUGGGAGAUGCUGCAAGUCGUCAGGAUCCUUCUCGUGAGCCCCGUGAAUCAUCAUCCUCCUCUUCAUCAUCUGGGUCGGCGCCCACAGCACUAGAAGUUGAGCCAGCUGCAGGUGCCACACCCUGUCGUCAAAGUCGCCACAGAUCCCAUGGCUCACACAGGAUCCCAAGAUCUCGCUCAUAUUCUGGUUCGGCUCCAGCACCAGAUGGUCAGACUCCCCGGAAAGCACCAUCAGCACCAGGACUAGAAGAUGCAGACUGGGACAACGAAUCUGUGUGUUCCACUUGUUCUUCAUCUUCUUCAGAUGAAUUUGAUUAUGAAUUGCCUCCCAGAAGAGCUUACGGUGGUGUUCGUAUAAGUUAUGUGCCUAAUGAUGCCUUGGCAUAUGCUAGACGACAGGCUGGAGCAGCUCAGACACCAGGAUCCCCAUCCACACGAAAGAGAUUUGGAGAAAAAGACAAAAACUGCAUUAUAUCGUGAUGGCGUCAUGAACCGGUCCACUCCAGCUAUGCAGUAGCCAAGUGCGCUUAGUAGUAUCAGAGUAGUGCUCUGCGGGGCCAGGCUUCAGGGUCCUGCCCUGGCCCCGCGCUUUAUUUUCCUGGCUGCAGAGCUGUCUACCUCGCGGCCCUGGUGGCCCUCUACUCGAGAGAGUGCCAACUCAGGGCCUCGCCGCACCAGUAUUGUUGGGCAGUGCCACAUCCUUUCCGUGAACUCUCACACUCAUUAAUACAGUUUAUUCAUCGAAGUUCAUGGUACAUGCAUAGAUAUUUACAAAAAAAUGUGGUAAAUUUUUAGUUAAUGAGUGAUAGAGUUAAUUAUUGUGUAAAGACUAUCUGUUAUCACAGAGUCAGUCCUCGUUAAAGCUAUCAUCAUCCAUCACCUCAAUAAAAAGCAGUAAAAGGUGUACUUGUACUGCAUGUACAACUGUACAUGUGAAAAGUGAUGAGG